AUGGUUCAAAAAUCUCCUGUAUCUCACGACGUUGCUAAAAUAACAGUGGUGGUUUCGAAAUGUUUUUUUUGCGCUUUCAUUUGCUUGCUGUCGGUUUCAUCGUGGAAGUGGAAGCCUCUACUCGAAAAAGCGGAGUUUCUGGAAACCGUGCUGGAGGAAAAGUUCUCCCCGGAGGAUCCUCCGGCGCAGUUACAAAAUCAACUGCUCGCCGAAUGGUUCUGCGACGUUCAACUCGCAGCCCAGUUUUUCACCAUCAAACAUAUGGUUGAGCUGGCGAAAUAUAUGAAUUCUUAUGAACGUGCCAAUGAGACCAGCAGCGACGUCGUUAUUUUAUGAAUACAACUUUUUCUAAUAUUAUGCUGCUUCUCAUAAAGAAU
This is a messenger RNA of Uranotaenia lowii, 377 nucleotides long. RefSeq lists its product as uncharacterized. The coding region runs from base 1 to 336 and encodes 111 amino acids. The record is from RefSeq and is a predicted model, not a curated record. Lineage: Eukaryota; Metazoa; Arthropoda; Insecta; Diptera; Culicidae. The transcript is spliced from 4 exons.